Molecule: messenger RNA, 1110 nt
Organism: Punica granatum (pomegranate)
Lineage: Eukaryota; Viridiplantae; Streptophyta; Magnoliopsida; Myrtales; Lythraceae
Source: RefSeq, a predicted model, not a curated record
UUUAGGCCGAUGAAGUGAUCGUCCUUAAGCCGUAUUGGCCAUAAAUUUGAUAAUAAUUGUCCCUGCGAUAUCCCGAAUCAAGCUCAGAGAAAUGAAAGGGGCUUCUCUGUUAGUUCCCAUUGCCAAGAGGUUGGAGGGCAAGGUGGCUCUGAUAACUGGUGGAGGCAGCGGCAUCGGAGAGAGCACUGCGAGGCUGUUCGCUAGGCACGGCGCCAAGGUCAUGAUCGCCGAUGUUCAGGAUCAGCUCGGGCAGUCUAUAUGCGAGGAUAUCAAAUCCGACCAGAACCAUACAGUUUCCUACAUCCACUGCGACGUUACUAGUGAGGCAGAUGUUAAGAACGCGGUGGACAGCGCAGUGAAGAAUUACGGUAAGCUCGAUGUGAUGUUCAGCAACGCAGGGAUCCUUGGCAGUUCCGACCCAAGAAUCUCGACCUUUGAUUAUGACAACUUCAAGAGAGUUUUUGAUGUUAAUGUGUAUGGCUCAUUCCUGGCGGCCAAACAUGCUGCUAGAGUCAUGACCCCGGCCAGAAGAGGAAGCAUUUUGUUCACAGCAAGCGCUGUUUCCGUAAGCUAUGGUAUGGCUUGUCACGUGUAUACGGCAUCGAAGAACGCUAUCGUCGGAUUGGCCAAGAAUCUAGGGGUCGAGUUGGGGCAAUACGGGAUCAGAAUUAAUUGUAUAUCUCCCUUCGGCGUGGCCACACCAUUGGCUAGGGAAGGAUUGCAAGGCUUAGACGUGGAAAAGUUCGAGGAAAUGAUCUCUGCAUCAGCAAACCUGAUAGGGCCGGUGCUAAAGGCCGAUGAUAUAGCGGAGGCAGCUCUGUAUCUCGCGAGCGACGAGUCCAAGUACGUGAGCGGGAUGAACUUGGUGGUGGACGGGGGCUACAGCACCACUAAUGUUUCUUUAAAAAUGACGAUGAAGAGAUUUCUUCCAUGACAAGUAAUCGUGUCGCAUUCGAAAAUCUAAGAUGAUGUUUUAGAACGUGGAUUAAUAAUCAUCACUGCUGUAUUUUCAUCGCUUAUAUAUUUCACAUGUAUUUUGUUGUUAAUUAAACCAAUUACUCUCAGAUGGUGUAAUAAAAACGCUACGAUCAGCUGGAUAUGUUGAUGGAA